UUUAUGUAUUUAUUUGAUAGUAUGUAUUAUCAUCAAUUGGUGGCAAGUUCUUUAAGUCUUUGAUGAAGGGAUUUUCUAACACUUCGAUGUUAGUGAAACUUUUAGACGGAUUAUUUAAAUACUGUCACCAAAGCUCUCUUUACAAACGGAUCAUUGUUUGCUGUGGCGAAAAGUCUAGGAUCAUAACCAAAUAACUUGUCUAUUUCUCGUUAUUGUAAUACCCCAAAAUUUACCCUUCAGUUUUUCAAAAAAAAAAAAAAAAAAAAAUUAAAUAAAUAAUUAAAAUAUAACAAAUUAUUUUGGACUUGGGUCUCCCUCAUUCCAAGCCCACAAGUCCACGAAAAUCAGCUAUAAAUAUAAGAGUUUCAGUAGGGUUUCAGACACUUGGAAAUUCCCUGAGAAAUAGACUUGGAGUUCACGUGGAGUUUCAAACCUAGGAACUACUCUGCAGCAACCUUCGGGCAGCCCUGAGAAGUUCAUUCCGCCUCACGCAAACCCUAAACGUUACUUCGCCAAUCCGGCCUUGCCUUCCAAUUUUAACAGGUCUCUCAUCAGGUAUGCCUCUGUUCCUAUUACUCUAUGCCUCGGGUUGAAUACUGAAUAUAUGAGGUAACCUCAGGCUUGGCCCUCAGGGUUAUAUUUGUGUAUGAAUAUGUGAUUUAUGCCUUGACUGUUUAACAGUUUCGUUUAUGAGGUGAAUGCCAUAGGAUCUGGAAUCUUUAACAUCGUGCAGGUACCAAUGGGAAAUCCAAAUCCCGCAGGUGCUCGCUAGCCGCUUCGCUAGGCGAGCACGCAGCGAAGCUUCGCUAGGCUUUCGCUAGGCGAAGCAGUCGCGAAUGUGACAGUAUCUGCUUUAUUCCGUUUUGUUCUAACCUGUUCUUUGUGUUGCCAUGGCCUUGUUAUCUUUUGAUUUCAAUCCUGUUUGCCUAACCCCUUUUGUUGAGUUUUUGUGAGGGCUCACAUAUUCUCGCAGGGAUACCCUCCGGAGGUUUAUUCCGAUUUCCCGUACUGAUUGGUUUUCUUUGAUGGCAUCAGCUUGGGAGAAUCUCAGGGUUGCUUAUCCUUUAAUUGCUGUAACUUCGGAUCUUGAUCCGUGUGCAGGAUAGCUGACUCAGGCAUUCACCGAUACGGUACCCGGAGGAAUCAACAGAGAGCAAUGGAAGGUGUACAAGCAGAGCUCGCUGAGAUGAGGGCCCGCAUGACCCAAUUCAUGGAUGUGGUUGAAGGGGUGGCUCAGGGACAACAAGAGCUCAGGCAGAUAAUACAGGGGAAUCCCCCUGCUCAACCAGAGACAGUGACUGAUCCUCCGGCUGGAGAGGUUAACGGACCCAGUGGACCAGGGCCUAUCCCGAUCCCGCACGCCAACCCCGGUCAACAGCCCGUUCAUGAUGAUCAGGACGAUCAGUUUCCCCCACUUCAGGAAGACUUUGGCAUGGGUCAUGGCGUAGACCCCAUGUUCAGGAGAUUGGAAGAGAGGUUGAAGGCAGUGGAAGGACAGAAUCCUUUGGGAGUAGACGUUGCUGACUUAGGGCUGGUCCCAGGUGUGAGAGUGCCACCGAAAUUCAAAGUCCCGGUCUUUGACAAGUACAAGGGCAACUCUUGCCCCAAGACUCACGUGCAAGCCUAUUUCCGUAAAAUGGUUGCAUACUCUGAUGACGAGAAACUACUUAUGUACUUCUUCCAGGACAGCCUAGCUGGGGCAUCCUUGGAAUGGUAUAUGAGACUGGACAGAGCCCACAUCCGUUGCUGGAGGGAUUUGGCGGAGGCCUUCGUGAAGCAGUAUCAGUAUAAUGCAGACAUGGCUCCGGACAGAACUCAACUUCAGAAUCUGUCUCUUAAAAGCAAUGAGUGCUUCAGGGAAUACGCUCAACGCUGGAGGGAGACAGCUUCCCGUGUUCAGCCCCCUAUGCUGGAGAAAGAAAUGGCCAACAUGUUCAUGAAUACGUUGCCUGGACCUUAUCUGGAGCGCCUGGUGGGGUGCAAUGCUUCCAACUUUGCUGAUGUGGUCUCUACCGGAGAGAGGGUGGAGAAUUACCUGAAGACCUGCAAGAUCCAAAGUGGAGGAGGAUCUUCGUCAGGGGUAAAAAAGUCGUUCGUUGGAGGACAUAAGCAAAGAGAGGGGGGAGUGAAUUCUUUGGCUUCCUAUCAGAACAGAGGUGCUAGAAGGAAUAAUUUUCAGAAUUAUCAUCAACAACCGUAUGUUGCGACGGUGACCAUUCCAGCUGCAGCGCCACUACAACAACAACCACCGCAGCGUCAACCAGCUCAGUAUCAACAGCAGCAACAACCGGGUAACAGACCCGCUUAUCAACAGAGACAAAGGAUGAUGGACCGGCGUUUCGACACUAUUCCAAUGUCGUACGCCCAGUUACUUUCUAGUCUUCAACAACUACAGCUUGUGCAACUGCGCACUCUGGCUCCUCCUGUUGGUAGACUUCCGGUGGGUUACGACGCCAACGCUAGGUGUAGCUUCCACUCUGGGGCACCUGGCCACAAUAUUGAGAACUGCAAAGCUUUUAAGCACGUAGUUCAGGACCUCAUAGAUUCAAAGGCCAUCGACCUUGCACCGGCUCCGAAUGUCGUUAACAAUCCCAUGCCCCAGCAUGGUGGUGCGAAUGUUAACAUGGUAGAGGGAAGAGCCAAGUUCAUUAAGGAUGUGUUGAAGUUGAAGACUCCGGUGUCGGAUAUCAAAGGAUGCUUGCUGAAGGCCGAUGUUUUCCCCGGUUGUGGGAAAGUUUGUUUGGAUUGUGCUGCACAGGAGAAGGGUUGUUUGAAACUACAGCAAGGUAUCCAGGCCUUGCUCGACAAGGGUAUCCUCCAGGUUGAAGAUUUGUCUGUCCGAGAGUUUAUGGAAGGGGUUGAGGAAGAAGGGUUUGAAGGUGCUACUGAAGAGUUCCUAGAUGUUGUUCCUGCUGAUUCUGCAGUCCAUGAUGAUGUAUUUACUCUUUCCAAUACGGUUGACUCUUUUGUAUUUGAACUUGAUUCCGAUGUUUCGGAUGUUCAUGCUCCAACAAAUGAGGUUUCUGAGUACGACUGUGACAUUGCAACUAUAACUAUUUUCUAUCCAACUAAUCAGAUCAGUGUGCCAGAAGCGCAACCCGCGCCACCAAUGCGACGACCUACUAUGACCAUCACAACCCCUGGUCCUUUACCCUUCACCAGUGAAAGGGCCAUUCCAUGGCAUUAUGGGGGGAGCGUGUAUACGCACGAUCAUAAGGUGGAACGGCCACUAAAAGUAGAAGAGGGUCAGAAGCCUGAACUUGAAGGUCCCGCAGUGGAUAAUGUUGGUGGAAUCUGGCGAUUCACCAGGAGUGGUAGAUUGCUCUCACCACCGGUUACCCAAGCUGAUAAUGCUGAUGCUGUGGCGAAAACCAAAGGCAAGCAAGUCGUGAAUGAGGGUACCUCUGCACCCCAAGAUGGUUCUGAGCCCACUUUUGCAAAGGACGUGGACGAGUUUCUAAGAAUCAUAAAGAAAAGCGAUUACAAGGUAGUCGAUCAGUUGAUUCAGACUCCGUCCAAGAUAUCCAUUCUCUCACUCCUAUUGUGUUCGGAGGCACACAGGGAGGCACUUCUGAAGGUUCUUAAUGCUGCAUAUGUACCUCAGGAGAUCUCAGUGAACCAACUAGAAGGGAUCGUUGCCAAUGUCCAUACAAGCAACGGGUUGGGUUUUACUGAUUCUGACUUAACACCAGCUGGACGCAAUCAUAACAAGGCUCUGCACAUCUCAUUGGAAUGCAGAGACACCAUGUUAUCUCAUGUUCUGGUGGAUACAGGUUCCUCUCUCAAUGUGCUACCCAAGAGGGCCCUGUCGAGGUUAGAAGUAGAGGGUUUGGUCUUGAAACCUUCAGAUCUUAUGGUGAGAGCCUUCGAUGGUUCUAAGAGAUCGGUGUUUGGAGAGGUGGAAUUGCCAAUUCUGAUUGGAUCACAAACCUUCAACACUGUCUUCUACGUGAUGGAUAUCAGUCCUUCCUACAGUUGCCUGCUGGGUCGGCCUUGGAUCCAUAAUGCUGGGGCAGUCUCUUCAACUCUACAUCAGAAGGUUAAGUUUCCGGUCAACGGACGAAUUAUCACCGUCUGUGGUGAGGAGGACAUCCUGGUCAGUAACCUGUCUACAUUCAAGUAUGUAGAAGUAGGAGGUGAAAUUCAUGAGACUCUAUGUCAGGCUUUUGAGUCAGUUCAAAUCAAGGAUGCAGCUCCGGUGGAAGAGGUUAAAGCGGGUGCCUCUAUCUCAUCCUUUAAGCAGGCACGGGCCGUGGUGGAUUCAGGUGUUGCUUCUGGUUGGGGGCGUCUGUUGGAAUUACCAGUGAAAGAGGAUAAGUUCGGGAUUGGGUACCAGCCAACUCUGACUUCUACAACUUCAGCACUUCAGACUCUUCAGGGGCCGAUCACUUUCUCUAGUGCUGGCAUCAUUCAGUAUGGUCAAGUCUCUGCAGUCAACGAAGAAGAUGGGGAUAGUGACUGCGACAUCAACAACUGGGUGCGUCCGAGGAUCCCGGGUGAAGUCAUCAACAAUUGGUCUUCUGAAGAGAUUGUUCAAGUCACUCUUCUCGAAGAAUGCACAUCACCGGAUCCUAUUGAUAACGGUUCUGCUAUGGCUCGCUUCGACUUUGAAAAUCCAAUCUUUCAAGCUGAAGAAGAGGAUGAUGAAGAUUGUGAACUCCCUGAAGAACUUGCCAGGUUGUUGAAACAAGAGGAAAGGGUUAUUCAACCGCAUCAAGAGUUUGUUGAAGUGAUUAAUCUCGGCACCGAAGACGCCAAGAGAGAAAUCAAGAUAGGGGCUGCUUUAGAAGACAAUGUGAAGAAAGGGCUGAUUAAAUUGCUGCAAGAAUACAUUGACAUCUUCGCCUGGUCUUAUCAGGACAUGCCUGGGCUGGACACAGACAUCGUGGUACACCGCUUGCCUCUCAAAGAAGGUUGUCCUCCGGUCAAGCAGAAGCUCAGAAGAACAAGACCAGAGAUGGCUGUCAAGAUAAAGGAAGAAGUGCAAAAGCAGUUGGAUGCAGGGUUUCUAGCAGUCACCAAUUAUCCGCCAUGGGUUGCAAACAUCGUCCCAGUACCUAAGAAGGAUGGAAAGGUACGGAUGUGUGUCGACUAUCGGGAUCUGAACAGAGCUAGCCCUAAAGAUGAUUUCCCAUUACCUCACAUCGACGUUUUGGUGGAUAAUACAGCUCAGUUCUCGGUAUUCUCCUUCAUGGACGGCUUUUCUGGCUAUAACCAAAUCAAGAUGGCACCAGAAGACAUGGAAAAGACAACUUUCAUAACCCCGUGGGGCACCUUCUGCUACAAGGUGAUGCCGUUUGGUCUGAAAAAUGCCGGAGCAACAUAUCAACGAGCUAUGGUAACUCUGUUCCAUGAUAUGAUUCAUCAUGAAAUCGAGGUUUAUGUGGAUGAUAUGAUUGCCAAAUCUCAGACAGAAGAAGAACAUUUGGUGAAUUUGCAGAAAUUAUUUGAGCGUUUGAGGAAAUUCAAGCUGAGGCUUAAUCCGAACAAGUGCACUUUCGGGGUGAGAUCGGGAAAAUUGCUGGGUUUUAUUGUUAGCGGAAAAGGGAUUGAGGUGGAUCCCGACAAAGUAAAAGCAAUACAGGAAAUGCCUGAGCCAAGAACAGAGAAGCAAGUCCGUAGUUUCUUAGGGAGGUUGAACUACAUUGCAAGGUUCAUCUCUCACCUAACAACCACGUGUGAGCCAAUUUUCAAAUUGCUGAGGAAAGAUCAGGCUAUCAGGUGGAAUGAAGAUUGUCAAAGGGCUUUCGAGAAGAUAAAAGAGUAUCUACAGAAACCUCCGAUCCUUAUACCUCCAGUUCCUGGGAGACCUCUGAUAAUGUACCUAUCAGUGACUGAGAACUCGAUGGGGUGUGUAUUGGGACAGCAUGACGAGUCUGGUCGAAAAGAGCAUGCCAUAUACUACCUUAGCAAAAAGUUUACCGACUGUGAAAUCAAAUAUUCGCAGCUUGAGAAAACUUGCUGUGCUUUGGCCUGGGUUGCUCGCCGACUGAGGCAGUAUAUGUUGAACCAUACUACCUUGUUGAUUUCUAAGAUGGAUCCAGUGAAAUACAUAUUCGAGAAGCCAGCUCUCACCGGAAGGGUCGCUCGUUGGCAAAUGAUUUUAACAGAGUAUGAUAUUCAGUACACGUCACAGAAGGCCAUCAAAGGGAGUAUUCUGUCAGACUACCUUGCCGAGCAACCGAUUGAUGAUUAUGAGCCAAUGAAGUUUGAAUUCCCUGAUGAAGACAUCAUGUUCCUCAAGAUGAAAGACUGUGAAGAGCCAGUUGUUGAGGAGGGACCUGAUCCAAACGAAAAGUGGACUUUGUUGUUUGAUGGGGCUGUCAAUACUAGAGGAAAUGGAAUUGGUGCUGUCAUUACAACUCCGAAAGGUGCCCACAUACCUUUCACCGCUCGUUUGACUUUUGAGUGCACAAAUAAUGAAGCUGAGUACGAGGCCUGUAUCUUGGGCAUUGAGCAAGCCAUUGAUCUGAGAAUCAAGACUCUGGACAUCUUCGGAGAUUCAGCUCUGGUGAUUAAUCAAGUGAAUGGUGAUUGGAAUACUCUCCAGCCCACUCUGGUCCCCUACAGAGAUUACACGAGAAGACUGUUGACUUUCUUCACAACGGUAAAAUUGUAUCAUAUACCUCGUGAUGAGAACCAGAUGGCAGACGCACUUGCUACUCUAUCCUCCAUGAUCAAGGUAAUUCGUUGGAACCAUGCUCCCAGGAUCGAUGUGAUGCGCCUUGACAGGGCCGCGUAUGUGUUUGCUGCUGAACUGGUAGUCGAUGACAAGCCCUGGUAUCACGAUAUCAAGUGCUUUCUGAAGAAUCAAGAGUACCCUGCAGGGGCAUCCAACAAUGACAGAAAGACUUUGAGAAGAUUGGCAGGCAGUUUCUUCUUGAACAAAGACGAUGUGUUGUAUAAGAGGAACUUCGACAUGGUUUUGCUCAGAUGUGUGGACAGACACGAGGCGGACAUGUUAAUGCAGGAAGUUCAUGAAGGUUCCUUCGGUACUCAUGCCGGUGGACAUGCGAUGGCUAAGAAAUUGUUGAGAGCGGGUUAUUAUUGGAUGACCAUGGAAUCAGAUUGUUUCAAGUAUGCUCGGAAGUGUCAUAAAUGCCAGAUUUAUGCUGAUAAGGUGCAUGUACCGCCGAAUCCUCUGAAUGUGAUGUCUUCGCCGUGGCCGUUUGCCAUGUGGGGUAUUGACAUGAUUGGAAAGAUUGAGCCGACUGCUUCCAAUGGGCAUCGCUUCAUCCUUGUUGCCAUCGACUAUUUCACCAAAUGGGUCGAGGCAGCGUCGUUCGCGAAUGUCACCAGACAUGUGGUUGCCCGUUUCAUCAAGAAAGAAAUUAUUUGUCGCUAUGGGAUUCCCGAAAGAAUCAUUACUGAUAAUGGUUCUAAUCUCAACAACAAAAUGAUGAAGGAGUUGUGUCAGAACUUCAACAUUCAGCAUCACAAUUCUUCCCCUUACCGCCCUAAGAUGAAUGGCGCUGUUGAGGCGGCAAAUAAGAACAUAAAGAAGAUUGUGCAGAAGAUGGUCGUCACGUACAGAGAUUGGCAUGAGAUGCUACCUUUCGCCUUGCAUGGGUACCGUACUUCAGUACGUACAUCGACCGGGGCAACCCCCUACUCCCUUGUGUAUGGUAUGGAAGCAGUCCUACCUGUUGAAGUGGAGAUUCCUUCCCUAAGAGUCUUGUUGGAUGUCAAGCUAGACGAAGCUGAAUGGAUUCGGACAAGGUUCAAUGAGUUGAGUCUUAUCGAAGAGAAGCGAAUGGCAGCCAUUUGUCAUGGGCAGUUGUAUCAGAGUCGGAUGAAGAGAGCUUUUGAUCAGAAGGUGCGUCCUCGUUGUUUCCAAGUCGGAGAUUUAGUGUUGAAAAGGAUCCUUCCUCCUCAGACAGAUCACAGGGGCAAGUGGACUCCUAACUAUGAUGGACCGUAUAUUGUCACCAAGGUUUUUGAUGGUGGGGCCCUAAUGCUUGCAACUAUGGAGGGCGAAGACUUCGCUUCCCCUGUGAACUCAGACGCAGUUAAAAAAUACUUCGCAUAAAAUAGACCCGCUGGACAGUAAAAAGAAUAGUCCAGGCAAAAAUGGGCAUCCCGGCGAACCAAGAAAAUGGAAAGGUUCGGGCAAAAAUUAGGGAUCAAAAAAUAAAAAAAGAUUGUACACCCGGUAAGUUGAAAACCUGAAAAGGCAACUUAGGCAAAAAUGGGUAUCCCGGUGGAUCGAAAACCCGAAAAGGGCGAUCCAGGCAAAAGUUAGGGAUUAAGCGAAUGACUGCGUUCUGAGUAGCUCUGAAUCUCAUCUCGUGCCAAUGACUGGAAAUUUUUGAAGGAUAGGAAACAAUCCAAUCACUCUUUCAGAAAGCUGAUCAUCUGGAGGAUCUUGAAGACGGGCAAGUCAUAGCCGAAUUGGAACCCAAUAGAAAUCCACUUCACAUUGCCAUUAGAUUAAUUUUUGUUUUAUCUAUUGUGCGAUUACCUCUUUCCAGGGAUUGCCUCUUAAUGUAAAUGCCUAUUCAGAGGCCAUUCAAUCAAUAAAAUCAUGUUAUUCAGUA
This is a messenger RNA of Lathyrus oleraceus (garden pea), 8537 nucleotides long. RefSeq lists its product as uncharacterized. Gene Ontology annotation, molecular function: aspartic-type endopeptidase activity; nucleic acid binding; RNA-DNA hybrid ribonuclease activity. The transcript has 3 exons. NCBI's taxonomy places the organism in Eukaryota, Viridiplantae, Streptophyta, Magnoliopsida, Fabales, Fabaceae. Gene Ontology annotation, biological process: proteolysis; DNA integration. The record is from RefSeq and is a predicted model, not a curated record. Bases 1157 to 8029 code for a protein of 2290 amino acids.